AUGAUAUUGGGUGAGCAUUGGAAAGAGUUUGUGUUUCUGCAUAAAUGGAGAGAAGAACACUUGGGCUACGACCGGCCUAGCAAAGCCGUCGAUUGGCUCAUUAAGAAAGCCAAGAACUCCAUCGACAAGCUCGCUGAGCUGCCACCUUGGCACCCCACAGAAAAUCUGGCUACGGAGGAUCCCGACCCACAUGCUGCGGCGGCGGCGGUGGCAGUGGAUUCCACCGAAAUGGGUCUCACGGUAGAGAAGUCGGAGUUUUCUGGGUAUAAUUUUCAGCUGCAUAGACAGUUGGGCCAUGAGCACUCGAACGCAGAUCAUCAUAACGGGUCGGGAUUCAUUCCUCAUCAACAUCAGCCGUUGGAUUCCGACUCCAUAGCAGACACCAUGAAAUCUUUCUUCCCCACGAGCUCAGCUACUUCCGCCAUGAAUAAUUUCCAGACAUACCCACAAGAUUGUGUGUGUAAGUGGUAAAAGUGUAAUAAAAUAAAGUUAAUGUGUAUAAAUGUUGUUUUAACCG
Messenger RNA from Cannabis sativa, 517 nucleotides. RefSeq names its product transcription factor TCP4-like. The transcript is spliced from 2 exons. Gene Ontology annotation, molecular function: sequence-specific DNA binding; DNA-binding transcription factor activity. Gene Ontology annotation, biological process: regulation of secondary shoot formation. The coding region runs from base 1 to 471 and encodes 156 amino acids. Gene Ontology annotation, cellular component: nucleus. Lineage: Eukaryota; Viridiplantae; Streptophyta; Magnoliopsida; Rosales; Cannabaceae. The record is from RefSeq and is a predicted model, not a curated record.